AUGCCCGACGCCGUCGCCGGAGGGCGCUCUCAGGACUCGAUCGCGAGCCAACGCGCGUCCGUGGGCGGUCUUCCCGGGAACAGACCGGCGCAGAAGCGCGCGUCGCAGUUUUCUGGCUACGACGAGAAAUCGCAGUUAUCCGUCGCCGGCGCGCGACACACCGCGCCCGCGACGCUCGGAAGCGCGCGAGGACGAAGACAGAGUCAUCCUUGGUUGGACUACCCACCGGAUUUCGAGCGCAAGUUUAGCCGCGUGGUCGGGGCGGUCUUGCGCGCGCCGGCGAUCUUGCUGAGCCCGCUCCCGCCGGCGGUGCGGUUCUCGCUCGCGAGGAACUUCGGAUUCGUCACGAAGACGUUUACGCAAUUUUUCGAUAAGGACGGGGUGAGCGGCGUGCAGGAGAGCAUCGGUUUGGGGAAGUGA
Molecule: messenger RNA, 420 nt
Organism: Ostreococcus tauri
Lineage: Eukaryota; Viridiplantae; Chlorophyta; Mamiellophyceae; Mamiellales; Bathycoccaceae
Product: unnamed product
Exons: 1
Coding region: 1-420 (139 amino acids)
Source: RefSeq, a predicted model, not a curated record